Otolemur garnettii (small-eared galago) is the source of this 1393-nucleotide messenger RNA. It is a transcript of the gene LTB4R2, whose product is annotated as leukotriene B4 receptor 2. The coding region runs from base 11 to 1084 and encodes 357 amino acids. Gene Ontology annotation, cellular component: membrane. The transcript has a single exon. Gene Ontology annotation, molecular function: G protein-coupled peptide receptor activity; leukotriene B4 receptor activity. The record is from RefSeq and is a predicted model, not a curated record. Gene Ontology annotation, biological process: neuropeptide signaling pathway; inflammatory response. Lineage: Eukaryota; Metazoa; Chordata; Mammalia; Primates; Galagidae.
GCCAAGAAGGAUGUUGGUCUGCUACCGCCCCCCGGGGAAUGAGACACUGCUGAGCUGGAAGGCCUCGCGGGCCACAGGCACGGCCUUCCUGCUGCUGGCGGCGCUGUUGGGGCUGCCGGGCAAUGGCUUCGUAGUGUGGAGUUUGGCGGGCUGGCGUCCCGCACGGGGGCGGCCACUGGCGGCCACGCUCGUGCUGCACUUGGCGCUGGCCGAUGGCGCGGUGCUGCUGCUCACGCCCCUCUUCGUGAUCUUCCUGAUGGGGCAGGCCUGGCCGCUGGGCCAGGCGGGCUGCAAGGCGGUGUACUACGUGUGCGCACUGAGCAUGUAUGCCAGCGUGCUGCUCACGGUCCUGCUCAGCCUGCAGCGCUGUCUCGCCGUCACCCGCCCCUUCCUGGCGCCCCGGCUCCGCAGCCCGGCCCUGGCCCGUCGCCUCUUGCUGGCGGUCUGGCUGGCUGCCCUAUUGCUGGCCAUCCCAGCCGCUGUUUACCGCCACCUGUGGAGGGACCGCGUAUGCCAGCUGUGCCAUCCGUCGCCGACCCACGCCGCCGCCCACCUGGGCCUGGAGACGCUGACUGCCUUCGUGAUUCCUUUCGGGUUGAUGCUUGGCUGCUACAGCGUGACGCUGGCACGGCUGCGGGGCGCCCGCUGGGGCUCCGGGAGGCACGGGACGCGGGCGGGACGGCUGGUGAGCGCCAUCGUGCUCGCCUUCGGUUUGCUCUGGGUCCCCUACCACGUCGUCAACCUUCUGCAGGCGGCAGCCGCUCUCGCGCCACCGGAAGGGACCUUGGCGAGACUUGGCGGGGCGGGCCAGGCGGCGCGGGCUGGAACUACAGCCUUGGCCUUCUUCAGCUCCAGCGUCAACCCAGUGCUUUACGUCUUCACUGCGGGGGAUCUGCUGCCCCGGGCUGGCCCCCGUUUCCUUACACGGCUUUUUGAGGGCUCCGGAGAGGCCCGAGGGGGUCGUUCUAGGGAGGGGACCAUGGAACUCCGAACUACUCCUCAGCUAAAAGUGGUGGGGCUGGGCCGGGGCAAUGGAGACCCCGGCGGCGGGAUAGAGAAGGACAGUCAGGAAUGGGACUCUUAAAACUAAGCCCUACAACGGGGCCUGUUCCUCCCUACCCUUUAAGUUGAGCAUUUGGGGACCUUUCUCUGACUACAAUUUGGGUCUGGCUGAGUAGGGUUGUUACACACCUAGGAAGGCCAGGUUCCUCCAAUCUGAGGGAUUAUAAGGGCUAUGAUGGGCCACGUUAACUGACUGUAGUGUGCUUGAAGGUUGGCAUGUACCCAUGUGCCAAGGCUGCUUACUUGUUGCCUAAACUAUUAUUGUGAAAUACACCAGGAAGCUAUAGAUGAUGGCUUAAGUGUGCUCCCUCUGGAAGUUCAUCAUGCCUGA